AUGCCAGGUGAGGUAACUUUUAUGGACCUAAUGGUUGAGGACAAAAAGAAGGAAGCUGUUACAAGACAAAAUAGGAGAUUGAAGAAACAACUUAGAUCUCCUACUAAGAGAAGAACACCUCUGAAGGAGAUUUGCACCAAUACCAAAGACUCAGGAGUACAAGGUAAAAGGAAGUUUCAAUUAUGUGAUGAGGAAAUGGAAGAUGCAGAAGGCAAGGAGAUAGGGGGUAAAAGAAACAAAGGGUGUCUUGAGGUUGUGAAAGAUAGGAAAAAAUUAUGGGGAGAACAAUGGAUAAUAGCCGGGGACUUUAAUGACAUUCUGUCAAAUGAGGAGAAGUGGGGAGGUAGAUGGAGAGAAGAGAAGAGUUUCACAGAUUUUAACAACUUUAUAAAUGAUAACCAAUUGAUUGACAUUGGUUUUGAGGGGAACCUCUGGACGUGGAGUAACAAUUGGGAGGAUGUAGGAGAAGUCAGAGAAAGACUAAACAGAGGCCUGUGUAGUAUAGACUGGUCACUUGUUUUUGAUAAAGCCAAAUGCAAACAUGUUGACACAUUUGCAUCUAACCAUAGCAUGUUAAUGAUAGAUACUAGGAAGAGGAAAAGAAGAUUUUAUUUUGACAAAAGAUGGCUAAAAAGAGAAGGGAUCCAGGAUGUGAUCAGAAAUGCAUGGGAAAAAGAUUGUGAGGGAUCAAGAAUGUUUAGGGUCAAAUGCAAAAUCAGAAACUGCAGAAUUGAGUUAUUAAAGUGGAAAAAUAACUCCAACUGUAAUGCUAAAAAGAAGAUCAUUCAAAUCAAAAGUCAGUUGGAGAAGCUUCAGUCUAGCACUCAUUAUGGCACCAGGAAAGAGACAGUGAGUCUGAAAGAGCAGUUGAAAGAGGCUUACAAGAAGAAGGAACUGUAUUGGCACCAAAAAGCUAGACUAAACUGGAUAAAGAAGGGGGAUAAGAAUACUAAAUUCUUUCAUGCUCAAGUCAAAGGAAGGAGGAGGAGAAACAGAAUGUUGAAUCUGCAAAGGGAAGAUGGAUCUUGGACUGAGAAUGAGCAAGAGUUAGGGGAGGAAGUGGCAAAUUACUACAAGCAGCUCUUCACUAGUAAUUGGAAUGGUAGCCCAGAGGAGAUCCUUAGAGGUAUUCCAUCCACCAUUACGGCUAGCAUGAAUGAUCAACUGGCUAGAGGUGUUGAUGAAGAAGAAAUCAGAACAACAAUUUUCUCUAUGUCUCCUGAUACAGCUCCUGGGAUGGAUGAUGACUCAUUAAUUUUCUGUAAAGCAAACACCAAACAAACUGAGGAGUUGAGGAGGAUCCUGGUGGCAUAUGAAAAGAGCUCUGGACAGUUGAUCAAUCUGGAAAAGUCUUCUGUCUUCUUCAGCAAAAAUAUGGAUCAUGGUAAAAAGCUAGAAGUAUGCUGCAGACUGGGGAAUAUCCAGAUGGUCAACCAAGGCAAAUACCUGGGGCUACCAAUGGUGAUAACAAGGACAAAGGACCAAAUCUUUGGAUUCAUCAGAGACAACAUUAAAAAGAAUUUUGGAAGCUGGAAGCAGAGAUUGCUAAGUCAAGCAGGGAAGGAGGUCUUGUUAAAAGCAAUGACUAUAGCAAUGCCAACUUAUACUAUGUCAUGCUUUAAACUACCUCUGAAACUGUGCAAAGAGAUCAGUGCACUAAUGGCAAGCUACUGGUGGGGAGACACUAAUGGAAAGGAGAAGAUGCAUCAAUGCUCCUGGAAGAGAAUAUCCCAAAACAAGAACCAGGGAGGACUUGGGUUCAAAGACCUGGUCAAUUUUAACAGAGCCUUGCUUGGUAAGCAAAUUUGGAGAUUACUUGUAAAUCCAAACUUGCUUAUCUCCAAGGUUCUGAAAGCAAAAUACUACCCUACUGGCUCCUUCUUUAAUUGCAAGUGUCCACAGAAUGCUUCAUGGAUCUGGCAGAGCCUAAUGGGAGCUAAACAGUUUGUUGAGGAGGGCACCUGGAGGAAAAUUGGAAAUGGUUGUAAGACAGAUAUCUGGGAGGACAAGUGGAUAAUUGGAAACAAAGAAGGAAGGCCCUCAACACCCAAACCUCCAGAAUGCAAAGUGCAGAAAGUUCAAGACUUAAUCAUUCAGAAGAGGUGGAAUAGAGUGGAAGUGUUCAGAACGUUUAAUAGUGAGGAUGCAGAAAGAAUCCUAAGCAUUCCUAUCAGCUUAGCAGGAAAGGAGGACAAUAAUUUCUGGAUACACUCUCCUACAGGGCAGUACAAAGUGAGUACAAGAUACAAGGUACGUAUGAAAGAGAAGGAAACACAAGAAAGGGUUGGCUAUAAGGGUGCUGGUCCUAGUACACAUAAUGCAGCAAAACAGAUGUGGUCUUGCCUAUGGAAACUAAACAUCAAACAGAAACUGAAGACCUUCAUGUGGAAAUGCAUCAAUAAUUCUCUCUCAGUCAAGGAAGUAAUCUUUAGUAGGACUAAGAAAGAAGAUCCCAUCUAUAAAGCAUGUGGUGAAGGGGUAGAGACGGUGAAACAUAUGUUGUUGAACUGUAGACAGGCUAAGCAGGAUGGUGAAGAACACCUUGGUCUAACAGUUAACAUCUUGUGGCAAGUAUGGAAAAGCAGAAAUGAGUGGGAAUUCAACAACAAACAAAGGCAUGCAAUGACAACAAUAAAAAAAGCUCAAGAAGAAUGGAUGGAGUUCUGCGAAGCCUACAAACAGAAGGAGCAAGUGAGCACAGCAGAAACAACUGCUAACCAAAUGCCAAGGAUAGAAGAAGAGAAUGCAGAGGUGAUCCAAGUUAAGAUUGCUGCACUAAGCAAACCGAACAGUAAAGAGGUUGGCAUAGGUGUGACUACUAUGACUGAAGGAAAUGUUAUUGUUGCAGCUUGGGCUAUACAUGAAAAAAGCUACAAUUGUCCACAAUUGGACGAGGCUGAGGCUAUCAAGAUAGUUAUGAGUAAAUUAGUUGUCAAAGGCUGGAGAAAAGUCAACAUACAGAGCUGCAACAAACACCUACAUCAGCAAAUUAGUGCGACUAAUGCAUCAAAUAUCAAACUGCAUACUCUAGUUGAGGAUAUUCUUAGCUUGAAAGCUUUGUUUCAAAUGUGCUCUUUUGGUGUUAUAUCUAAAAAUAAUAAUCAUGUUAAUACUACAGUUGGUGAGUAUGCCUUAGGCAUCAUACAUGAUGAGGAAUGGAUCAAUCCUCUGUGCUAUUGA
This is a messenger RNA of Coffea arabica (coffee), 3180 nucleotides long. RefSeq lists its product as uncharacterized. Gene Ontology annotation, molecular function: RNA-DNA hybrid ribonuclease activity; nucleic acid binding. Lineage: Eukaryota; Viridiplantae; Streptophyta; Magnoliopsida; Gentianales; Rubiaceae. The record is from RefSeq and is a predicted model, not a curated record.